AAGGCAUUCAAGCCGGCGAUGUCUUGUCAGGGCGUACUCCGUACGACCCCUCGUGCCGGCCGAAGUCUCAUAUUAGCAGCCAAAGUCCCAUCAACUCGAGCUAAAUCGGCGUCUGAUCAUCUGUAUUUUUCUACAUACGCAAGAUCCUACUAUGAAACUUUCUCAAAAUUUUGGCAAAGUACAAAUACGCAAUCAAAGAUCGCUCCCGAACAUGAAGAAUUUGCAAGACGUUGGAAAAAGAUGGAAUUAGACGAAAAAGAAAAAGAGCAAAAAGAAGAAGAAGAUUACGCAAUUCCUGAGUCAGAAGCAAGUCCUCCAAAAGUUAUCAAACCUAUUUUAUACUUCUUUGCCGUCGGUACUUUAUCUUAUAGCUGGGCUGCAUAUAUGACUGCAAACGAAACUGGUCGUAUGGUGGAAAAGAUCAGCAACGAAUUUCGUUUAUAUACAGACACAUUCAUCCAUAAUGCAAAGUAUAUUACGGAUCAUUCUGCAAAAUUUUCUCCCUUGACACUCUUUCAAGGUUGGAUCAGUGAAGCUCAUCUUCGUGCUACAGAAGUCCAAGAUAGAUUUGACCGAGGCAAAAAUUAUUUCAAUCUUAUUUCUGAUUGGUGUAGUCGACUUAAUUUACCGCAAGAACUGCAAACAUCUUUAAUCAAUUCAUGUGAAACAGGCUUGACUUGGUAUGGGAAAAUGACACCAGCACAAUCUGCAUCAAUUUGUGGUCUAGUUGUUAUGGUAGUAGCAUCCUUAGGCUUGAAGCUGUCCAAAAGAAGGACUUUUGCUUUCUUGCCACAUGAUUUUGGAAAAUAUUUCAUGCAUAUACCUGCAGGAAAUCGCUUACAUACACUAACAACAUCUUUGUUCUGUCCCAAUUUUAUUCCGUUGGGAUGCUACAGUUUUGUUGUACUCUACACUGUCAGCACGUAUUCACUAGAUAACGUCAAAAGAAAAAAAGAUGCUGAUGGCUAUCAGAUUCAUAUUCCCGAGGUUACAAUCAUUUACCACUUUUUAGCUUUCAUUCUCACCUCUGCAACUUUCUCAAACGUCGCUUCGCAAAUAUUUGCAAGGGUACUGUUUCACAGAGCAAAAUGGUCGCUUAGCAGAAAUAUAGCAUUAAUGAAGACUGGAGCUUUUGCUUCCAAUGCUGGAGCUAUGGGAGCUUUUUAUGGCUUACUCGCAGCUUCUUUCGUCAGUAACGCAGAAAUCAAACUUCCGUAUGAGCUCACCUUGGGGAAACUUAUCCUAGGUGCCGCUUGCGUUGAAGUCGCACUUCUGACGUAUAGUUUACAUCAAAUGAAAUUUCAAGUCUUCGUCUUUAACAACGCUGCUCAUGCAGGCGGAUUGAUUUUUGGCUAUAUAUAUUCAAAAAUCGGCGAUUCAUUCUGGGAACGCUUGAAAGGAUUCUUUUACGAACGCAAUCAACGCCUUGUUCGUUUAAAGCUCUGUAGACAUGAAGAACUUGUCCGUGUACAGAACAAGUUACUACAAAAAUCGAUUCAACUAGAAGAGCUGAAAAAAGGGAAUCAAUAG
Molecule: messenger RNA, 1530 nt
Organism: Meira miltonrushii
Lineage: Eukaryota; Fungi; Basidiomycota; Exobasidiomycetes; Exobasidiales; Brachybasidiaceae
Exons: 1
Coding region: 19-1530 (503 amino acids)
Source: RefSeq, a predicted model, not a curated record